AUGGACAUUGACGACAUCCUGCGAGAUGUCGACCCGACAUUUCACAUCAUACCGCAAGAAAAAAGCGAUCUCCAAGAACUGACGCGUGCAUGGAUCGCAGAAAGAUCUGCUCCCGAGCUCCUUCCCUGGCCCGCGAACGGCCUCUUCGAGCGCAUCAACAGCAGCAUCAAGCGGCAGAUCGAGAAAGUCGAAGAAAUGACGGGCGACAUGGACCCGAAAACCAACUUCGCCCUCAUCGUCAUCCAGACCGAACUCGAGCGCUACCGCUACCUCGUGCGCAGCUACCUGCGCGCCCGGAUCGCGAAGAUCGACAGGCACACUCUGCACUACCUGUCCACCGACGAGCUGCGAGCGCGCCUGUCGGAGAUGGAGCUGGCCUAUGCCACCCGCCACCAGGCCCUGCUGCACAACCAUUACCUGUCCUCCUUCCUGUCCUCCUUCCCGCCGAACCUGCAGAACCUGAACGACACGUCCGUGGGGCUCAACAUGAUCGACGCGCCGGACCUGGAGUCCGCCGUGUUUAUUCGGCUACUGAAAAAUGCGGUUGUGAAGGGGCGCGGCGUGGAUGCGGAUGACGUCUUCGACGCGAGGGAGAGCGACAUCGUCAUAUUGCGAUGGGCGGAUGCGAAGCCGCUCGUUGAGGCUGGAAGUGCAGAGCUGGUCUGA
Molecule: messenger RNA, 666 nt
Organism: Chaetomium strumarium
Lineage: Eukaryota; Fungi; Ascomycota; Sordariomycetes; Sordariales; Chaetomiaceae
Exons: 2
Coding region: 1-666 (221 amino acids)
Biological process (GO): double-strand break repair via break-induced replication; DNA-templated DNA replication
Cellular component (GO): GINS complex
Source: RefSeq, a predicted model, not a curated record